CGAUCUUGUUCUCUUUCACCGGAGCCCAUCGCCACACUUCCUUCACCACUUUCACCCUUCACCUUCACGGUACCAGCUGCGAGCGUGCGAGAUGGACCCUCCAACACAUCAUAAUCGAAAUCGCAUACGAACUACUUCUUUCAUCGCCGAAGAUAAUCCUCAUUUUGCCUCACUUGCAAUGCAGUUCCACGCCGACCGGUUGUUCAGUCGGCUGGACAGGCUCUCUCCUCCGCGAUGGAAAUCCCAAGACGAACUGUACGAAGAGGCAAACUGGAAGGCAGGCAUGAGGAUGACUCCCUGUACACCUACCCCCUCUGGCACACCAUCUCCCGCUGCCACUCCGUACAUGUUCUCCAUCGACAAACGAUACGACACUCCAGAGUCGUUGUCACCGCCACCCUUCGCCUUCGCACGCCAAACAAAGGAUCGUGGGAACUUCCCCAUCCACAGUCGCACACAAAGCCGCAAAAGUUCGAAAUCAUCCAUCUCAAUCUCGAAACCGAACCGAAUCACAAAGCGUGCUGCUUCGAAGCACUCGAUGAUCACUCGAUCGCGAUGUAGAGGGAAUUGCCUGUGGCACAAGAGUUGUGUGCAUUCUGUACAGGCUUCGCGAACACAUUGCGAUGUCCGAUAGCACCACCACGAAAGGGGAAUUUCACAACAAUACCAGUAUACUUAGACCUAGCAUGCAUCCGCCACCGAGUCGAGUAGAGGUCGUGGAUGAGAGGUCACCGCCAAGAUGUUCGCAGAAACAACGGCAGCAUUGAAAGGAAGAAGGGAGAAAAGAACGCAAGCCCUCAUUU
Messenger RNA from Hyaloscypha bicolor E, 803 nucleotides. RefSeq lists its product as uncharacterized. The record is from RefSeq and is a predicted model, not a curated record. NCBI's taxonomy places the organism in Eukaryota, Fungi, Ascomycota, Leotiomycetes, Helotiales, Hyaloscyphaceae. The transcript has a single exon. The coding region runs from base 92 to 634 and encodes 180 amino acids.